Molecule: messenger RNA, 8628 nt
Organism: Polypterus senegalus (gray bichir)
Lineage: Eukaryota; Metazoa; Chordata; Cladistia; Polypteriformes; Polypteridae
Gene: lamb2l
Product: laminin, beta 2-like
Biological process (GO): cell migration; basement membrane assembly; substrate adhesion-dependent cell spreading
Cellular component (GO): laminin trimer
Molecular function (GO): extracellular matrix structural constituent
Source: RefSeq, a predicted model, not a curated record
UCUCGCCCGCGUUGCCCCUUCUCGAUGAGCCUCGCGUAGCCCCUCCCAAGAUUGGAGACUAUGACUGAGUUUCGGACUGACUGGUAGCAGGUGGAGUGCUGCCACUGCUUCGGUGUGAGCAGAUCUCUGAAUGUGGACUUGUCCUAGGUGUUAAACAUGAUUUGGCUUUUAGCCAUAGUUUAUUUUGCUUUCAGUGUUACGGCCCAAGACAGGCCUUCAGUACCUCAAGGUUGUUCAGAUGGUGGCUGUUAUCCUGCAACAGGCAAUCUCCUGAUCGGUCGAGCGGACAAACUCAGUGCUUCAUCCACCUGUGGCUUGUGGACUGAAGAAGAAUACUGCAUUGUCAGCCAUCUUCAGCAAGAAGACAAAUGCUUUACUUGUGACUCCCGAAAACCAUAUGACGUGAUCACAAAGAGGAGCCACAGAAUAGAGAGUGUCAUCUACAUGAUGGAUGAAGAGAUGGAUCUGACUUGGUGGCAGUCAUCAAAUGGGAUGGAGGAAGUUAACAUUCAGUUGGAUCUUGAAGCAGAAUUCCAUUUUACUCAUCUCAUAAUGAAGUUUAAGACGUUUCGACCGGCUGCAAUGAUUAUUGAGAGGUCUGCAGACUUUGGACGCUCAUGGAAGCCUUAUCGCUAUUUCUCAUACAACUGCACUAAGAUGUUUCCCGCCAUUCCUUUUCGGCCACUUCACCAUAUCAAUGAUGUCAUUUGUGAGGAGCGGUACUCAGAUAUUGAGCCUUCUACAGAAGGAGAGGUUAUUUAUAAGGUUCUGGACCCCUCCAUCAAAGUAAAGGACCCAUAUAGUCUUGAGAUCCAAGAGCUGCUCCAGAUCACAAAUCUGCGAAUAAAGUUCACCAAACUACACACAUUGGGGGACAAUUUACUGGACCGUAGGGUGGAAGUGCUGAAGAAAUAUUACUACGCCGUCUACGAACUGGUCGUGCGGGGCAGUUGUUUCUGCUAUGGACAUGCCUCUGAAUGUACACCCAUUUCUGGUAUGACUGGAGGUGUGGAGGGAAUGAUCCAUGGGAGAUGUGUCUGCAAGCACAACACAGAGGGACUAAACUGUGAGCGCUGUAAACCUUUCUUUAAUGAUUUACCUUGGAGUCCAGCUGAGGCUCGUAAUCCACAUACUUGUAAAGAAUGUAACUGUAAUGGACAUUCAAGCCAGUGCCAUUUUGACAUGGCAGUAUAUUUAGCAACUGGAAAUGUCAGUGGUGGAGUCUGUGAUAACUGCUUACAUAAUACCAUGGGACGGAACUGUGAGAUAUGCAAACCCUUUUAUUAUCAGGACCCUUCAAGAGAUAUCCGGAACCCGGCUGCUUGCAUUGCUUGUGACUGUGAUCCAGUUGGUUCCCUCGAUGGUGGCAUCUGUGACAGUCACACUGAUCUCACCUUGGGUAUUCUUGCUGGCCAGUGUCGGUGUAAAGAAAAUGUCAAGGGUAUCCGAUGUGACUACUGCAAGGAGGGCUUUUAUGGGCUUAGCAGGAACGAUCCAGUUGGCUGCCAGCCUUGUAAUUGUGACCCUCGUGGAAUCACCAUUGGGGAGGCUCCCUGUGACCAAAUCAGCGGGGACUGUUCGCGUAAGAGAUAUGUCACAGGGCGCUACUGCAAUCAGUGCCUGCCUGAAUACUGGGGUCUCAGCCAUGAUAUUACAGGAUGCCGAUCCUGUGACUGUGACUUUGGUGGUGCAUACAACAACCGAUGCAUGAUGGAUAAUGGCCAGUGCCCUUGUCGUCCACAUAUUACCAGUCGACUGUGCGAUGAAGUUCAGUUGGGCUAUUUUUGUGCAUCCCUGGAUUUUUACACUUAUGAAGCAGAGCAUGCUUUACCGUAUUCCCCAGAAGAUCUUCAGAUACCUGGAAAACCGAGACCACCAGCAGAUAUUAACUGUUUGGAUUACAUGGAACUAUAAGACAGAGAAUUCGGGCAGCAUCGGCGGCACCAACAAAAAAGGCACAGACGACACAGGAAAGUUAGACAACUUCAACAACAGCCAGAUGUGGAAAUCGCUCACAGAGAGCAAGGCCAUGGACGUGUUGUGACUUGGACGGGCCCUGGAUUUGCCAGGGUAAAGGAUGGAGCUGGUCUAGUGUUCACCAUUGAUAACAUACCGUAUUCUAUGGAUUAUGACAUCAUUAUUCGCUAUGAAACAGAGUCCACAGAAGAUUGGGAAGCCAUAAUUAGUAUUACCUCUCACUCAUUGCCCAUGAGUCUUCGCUGUGGUAAUAUUCUUUCUUCAGAACAGACGUACAUAGUGAAACUCCUACAUGAUCAAAGGUACAUUAAGAUGCCACGACCUUUCUGCUUUGAAUCAAAUAAUCGGUACAUGGUGGCAAUACGGUUUCAGCGUUUUGGUGUUGCGGAACGGUAUUUUAAUGCUUUCAUACUGAUAGACUCGUUGGUUCUCUUUCCAAAGUACACGGAACUGCCUGGGUUCCACGGAAAUGACCCCCUCGCCAUUCAUCACCGGGAAGAAAUGGAACGUUACAUGUGUGUCGAAUCUUUCAUGAUGGUCCCCAUGCCAGAACUGGCAGAAAUGUGCAUCAAGCUAUUGUGUAGUAUCUCAGCUAUUUUACAUGAUGGGGCAGUACCUUGCAAUUGUGACCCCCAGGGCUCUUACAGUGCAGUAUGUGAGAAGAUAGGAGGGCAGUGUCAAUGUAAACCUAAUGUGAUUGGCCAUCGCUGUGACCAGUGUGCACCUGGAACAUAUGGCUUUGGACCUUAUGGCUGCAGCCCUUGCAACUGCAACUCGCAGGGAUCAGAGAGCUUCUUCUGUGAUCCCGUAACGGGUCAAUGUCCUUGUAAAUCACAAGUGACCGGACGUCAGUGUGGUAGCUGUCAUCCUGGCCACUGGGGUUUCCCACACUGCAGACAGUGCCACUGUAAUGGACACUCAGAAGAGUGCGACCCUCAGACUGGAGCCUGCAUUGCGUGUAGAGACCACACAACGGGUCAUUAUUGUGACAGGUGUUUGGAUGGUUUUUAUGGAAACCCAAUCUUGGAAUAUGGAGAGCACUGCCGUCCUUGUCCAUGCCCAGGCAACCCAGGAUCAGAUCAUUUUAAUGGCAUAUCCUGCUCUCUUGAUGGAACAUCUAGCCAGAUCAUAUGUAACUGCUUUCCAGGAUAUUCAGGUCCACGUUGUGACAAGUGUGCCCCUGGCUAUUUUGGAAAUCCAGAAGAACAUGGAGGUGAAUGUCACCCUUGCCAUUGCAGUGGCAAUAUUGAUACAAGUGACCCUGGCGCAUGUGAUGCACAUACCGGCAAGUGUCUGAUGUGCCUCUAUAAUACCCAUGGACCAUCUUGUUCAGAGUGCAAGCCAGGUUUUUAUGGCAACGCAUUAGCACAUGACUGCAGAUGUUGUACCUGUAACAGUGCCGGUACAUUACGGACGCAAUGCACAGGAGAUAUGUGCCACUGUGAUGGCACGACUGGAAUGUGCCAAUGCAGGCCAAAUGUUGUUGGAAAAAAUUGUGAUCUGUGUGCCCCUAAUCACUGGAACUUUGGAAUACCCGAAGGCUGCGAACCUUGUGGCUGCCAUCCGUUAAACUCUUUUAGGAGUGACUGCAACAUGUUUACAGGACAAUGUCACUGCUUACCAGGAUUUGGAGGUCGCACUUGCUUUGACUGUGAAGCAAACUAUUGGGGUGAUCCCAACAUAAAAUGCAGAGCAUGUGACUGUGACCCUCUUGGGUCUUCCACUCCUCAGUGUGAUCGUCACACUGGAAAAUGCAUUUGUGUGGAAGGAGCUACAGGACAGAAAUGUAAUCAGUGUGACCGCGGAUUUACUGGGCAUUUUCCCAAGUGUAUACGUUGCCACCACUGCUUUCAACAAUGGGAGAGCAUAGUGAAUCAUCUAUAUGAGGAGAUCAGGAGAAUUGAGCAAAGAAUUAAGCAUAUCGAGAACACUGGGGUACCCUCUGAUACCCUAGACAGACGCAUCCAAGAACUUCAGGAAAAGCUUGUCCAAAUUCAGAACCUUCUCAAGGACAGAUCUACAGAAAUGAUUUUCCAAAUUGUCAGUGAGUCCACAAAUAAUUUAAGGAUGGAAAUUUCACAAAUUGAUGGACAACUUCUACAAGUAUCAGAUUCUCUCAACAGUACCAGACACCAGGAUGAACAGUUACAGAAUAGAUUACACAAGAUGGAGACUGAAACACGGGACUUAAACAACACUGUGAAAAUUCUCCAUGACAAGCUGCAGAACCUCCUCACAUCUGGAACUAGUGAGCAAUUUGAAAACAUAAAAAUGUACUAUUAUGAGUCGUUGGAAGCAGAAAGAAGAGCAAAUGAAUCGGUUUUCGGAGAUAGGAGCCCUGUAGCAGAGUCUCAAGAAACACGAAUUAAAACCGAGGAUUUGUUGAACAGGAAGAAGAAUGAAUUUCACAGAACAAUGACAGCUCAUACUAAAACACUUAAAGAGCUUCAGAACAAAACAAAGGAUCUAGACAGCAAUCUUAACCACCUGAAUGAAAAGGUUUGUGGCAGUAUGAAUAAAGAGAAGAAUGGAAAGCAUAACUGCACCACUGACCCUUGCGGAGGUGCUGGCUGUCGUGAUGAAUUCAACAAGAGAAAGUGCGGAGGAGAAACUUGCAAUGGGGCUGUAAGCUCAGCUUUCAAAGCACUGAAGGUGGUGCAGAACAAAUCGAGUGAAAUUGAAGCCAUUGCAGAUCGACUGAGUGAUGUUGAAAAGGAGCUUCGCAAUAUUAAAAUGAUUGCAGAAGAAGCCAAAAGUCAAACACAAAACACUUUGAAAAAAGCACAGACCACCAAAGAUGAAAUAGAUGAAUCCAACCAGAAACUAAAAGAGUUCCUUAAGAAGAUUAAAGAUUUCUUAAGCGAGGAAGGAGCAGACCCCAAAAAUAUUGACUUGGUAUCCCGAUUAGUUCUCAAUAUUUCACUUCCUGUGACUUCUGGCAAUCUGUCUGAGAUCAUAAGACAGAUCAGAGAAAGCAUCAGCAGCCUCGGAAACGUUGACCAGAUUCUCAAUAGCACUGCCAAGCAUCUCAAACAGGCUCAGGAUCUGCUGAAUGAAGCCAAUGAUGCAAAGUCCAGAGCUGAGGACAUUAAGGAAGUAGUAAAUGACACAAAACUUGCUUUGGAAACAGCACAAAUGUCUAUAGAUGAAGCAAAUCGAACUCUGAAGAAAGCACAGAAAAACAUAAAAGGCAUCAACAAGACAACUGAGAUGAUACAAAGCAAAUUUCAGAACAUUAAUGCAAAGCAAAUGGACGCAAUGAAGCGACUGUCAGAACUGGCAAAGAAUGUGGGCUUGCUACAGAACAAUACAGACCUCAACCGUUUGAAGGCUAGCAAAGCCAACAUCUCAGCCGAAAAUGCAAUGAUGGAAGUGAACAGCCUAAAUGAGGAUUUCCAAGAGAUUAACCAGAAGUUCAAAGAGUUAAACAAAACCAUUGGAGGAACUGAAGGGAUGGGUGACUUGUCCAGCAGGGUGAACAAAGUUAAAGAAGAAGCAGAAGAGCUGCUCAGAGCAGCCAACGACAAGAUCAAAAAUGUAGAAGACCUGGAAAGAAAGUUCAAGAUGAAUGAAGAGAAAAUGCAACAGCAGGCCAAAAUAUUAAAAGAGCUGGAAACCACAAUUAUCAACAUCCGGGAAAUGAUCCACAACAAUAUGACUCAUUAUAGCUCUUGUACGAGUUAAACGGGACUAAGCAUUUAUAGCUCAGCUCAAAAAAUAUGUGCUGAGUGUGACCUUGUCCAUCUUGGUAACUCUAUUCAGGUGCAAGUUCUCACAUCUGAGUUAUGAAAAUGAAUGCACUUCAUGAAAUCAGUUAUCCUAAAAUGUUAUUUCUGAACCUGAAUGCUGCUUUUCUCUGAGUAUUUUUGUGAUCAAACACCAUGGACAGUUCAGAAGUGUCUCUAGACCCCAUUAAGCUAUGAAUGGAACUGGCUUGGACAGUUUGGAUAAAAAUGAAACUCACGUAAAAUCUGACAAUGACGCUGCUUUUUGCAGCUUCUAAAGUUAUAUUUUAGUUUUAAAAAGUAUUUAGCUCAGGUUGAAAUUUUUUGUUGAGCUUGUUUUCUUAAUGCAAAUAGAGAAGCACAUGAAUAGUCAGAUUGACAUAGGCAGAACUUUAAAAUGGUAGAAGAUUGCUUUACAAAAAGUUAUCAUCUCUGGAAACAUGUUCUGCUUUACACAUACAUGCCUUGUGACGUUGCUUGAAAUAACUUUCUGGAUUUUUGGAUGCAAAAGGAGAUGAUAAAGUGGAGAAGCAGAACUUUUUUUGGUUAUAAGAAAUGCACUUCAUUGGAUUUUGUCUAACAUGAGACAGUGGUCGUUUGUACCCAAGACAAUAUACUGUGUCUUUUAAUAAAACUUCUAUUACCGUGGCUUUACAUUACACCUUGUACUAAUUUUAUAAUUGGCCACUAGAUGGUGCCAAACUUCUAAACUUCAGACGUGUCAGUAGCCUUUUGUCCUGUCAGUAGGUUGAUGUUGUCUCUUUCAUUUUCUGGUUAUCUCUCUCAGUCCCUCAUUCACUAUCCAGUUCUUUGUUUUCUAAACCAGAAUAUCGGGUCACGGGGGGAGUCUACCUGAAAACAUCAGGUCAAAGGCAGGAAUCAUUCCUGGGCAGGAUAGUAAUCCAUCACUGGACAACCUCAUGGAAUCAUCCACAUUCCGUCACUCAUACCGGGUCUGUUCAGAGUUACCAAAUAACCAAACACACACACACACAUUUUUAGGGUGAGGAAGGAAAAGGGGCACUUGGGGAAAAAAAAAAACAAAACGCAUAAACAUGAGGAUGUGAACAAUGGCCUGGCUUAUUGGCAUGACACUUAGUUUUGUGUUCGCACAGUGUUACUAAUUUUUAAAGAGUAAUGGCUACGCAUAGAUAUGUAUGAUGAAAGAAAUAGAUCUAAAGGCUUACAAGAAUCAGCAUGUCUCUCUGGUGGGCUUUCUCUCAAUGUUUUUGCUUUUUUGUAUGUUCUUUUUUGUUUUCUCUAUGACUCACAGUUGUUUUCCUAUUCACUUUUUGCUCUGUCUAAUGUUAAAUUAUUUCAAACUAUUUCUCUUUGAGGUACAGUAGAUAGGGUUGUCAUUGUCUCCUUGAAGAUUAAGACUGUGCCCUGCUUUUAAUUCAUUUAAGGAAGUUGUAAUCAUAAUGUACGAGGGACGUUCAAAACGUUGCCGCACUUUUAUGUUUUCGUUGGAAACGGUGAAGGCGGGACGAGUAGCAAUUGAGCAUUGAAAAGUUGGUACGAAGCAUUGCAAACCAAGAUGACUAUGUAGAAAAGUGAUGUCAUUUGUUUUUGAAAUUCUUAAUAAAUAGAGUUAAGAAUGUCCCUCGUAUCUUGGUACCAGGAUGAUAUACUAGAACCUGUCGCAGUUUAUUGUAAAGCAUUCUGAAAAGACAAAACCAUGCUCUGCCUAAUAUUUAGAUGGUUUAUAUUAAUAUUUAUAUCACAGUGCAAGUGAAUGAUACAGGUUUGUCCACUUUCUAUUGUAAUUAAUAAUAUUAAUAAUUGUAAUAUUGUUAUAUUAUGCAGUUAUGAGACACACUGUUAAUCUGCUGCUGACUUCUUGUUAAUUCCUUCAGAGAGUGGCUAAGAUGUGCAGUAAUGAAACAUUAACAGGAUAAAAAAAUUGUUAAAAUGUGUCUGAUGACAAAGUGCCCGCAACAUUCCACAGUGCGGCCCGACUGUUCACUCGUAAAGAGCCAUGCUUGAAGUGGGUUGGUUCUCUCCAGUACUCCUUGGGGUCACCUCUAGAUAUUGUGGCUGAUUUUCCAAGCAUUCUGUUAGUGUAUGGAGUCUGCCAGUACUCACAUCACAACCUCCAUGAUUGUUAUUUGGCUGUUAUUUCUUGUGAAGUGAAGCGAGAAAGACAAGGUCUUCACGCCUUAAUUCCAUGCAUCCUGUUGACCAAAUAGACCCCUCAAGGUCUUCAAAAAUACAUUCCAUGAAUCCUGGGGCUUGCUUAUCCACGAGUGGGGACAAGCCAUCACCUCUGGUAAGCUGACAAAGCAUGAACACCAUGAGUACUGCUUUCUCCACUUCAAGCACUGCUCAAGAGACAGCUUAAAGAUCUCCUUCCUUGGCCUCUGUCCAGCAAGAUGAAGAAAUGGGUGACAUUCUAACUUGACAUUCUAUAACCGAUAACAGCUCAGGGGGGUUCAGUAAUGGAUGGAUUUAAUGGGUGUAACUUGUGUAAAUCUGUUAUAAAAUAUGUUUCAGAAUGCAAGUCUUUUUGUUAGUAGUUUUCUGUUUUCUCAGAAGAGUCCCCUGUCUUUUUUCCAGUAUUAAAGCGCUCUGUCUGUAAGCCUGUGAGGUUGGCUGUCACUGUAGGAGUUUUCUUUUUCUCACAAAGCCACCCAGACAGCUUCUUCUUUGUUGCCAGCAUCGGGUAUUCGCGGGCCAUGCUGGACCCAUUUUGCUGCCCUUUUGCUAUAAUCUGUAAAGAAUCAAUUUGUGAAAUGUGUGAACUACAUAUGUCAGUAAGAUUACAUAUUAAAUCAUAUAUGCCCUUGCUUCCAUUCAUGUGAAUUUUAUUUGACAUUAUUCUUCAUUUAUCUGGCUGUUAAUUUGUAAAAUUUGUAAGACACAUGAAAAUGUAAACAACACAUUUUUUGCUACUGUGUCUUGUUUGAUUAAAGUGUGCUAAAAUGUU